AUGUCCGGCGCUUGCUCGACCCUUUGUUUGAUCAUCAUCACCAUAUUCCUCCCCCCUCUUGGUGUCUUUUUGAUUGCAGGCUGUGGAAUUGACUUCUGGAUCAACGUCCUAUUCACAUGUCUUGGGUACUUCCCCGGACACAUCCAUGCCUUCUAUCUGGAAUACGUCUUUUAUGAGCGUCGCAAUCGCGAUCCAUUGACCCGUGCCUCGCAACGGCCCGCACCAGGCGUCUACUCCGAUCGCGUCCAGAAUGGAGGCCUUCACCAGGCACCAGCAGGCCAGACCUAUGGUACCAUUUGA
Molecule: messenger RNA, 300 nt
Organism: Penicillium griseofulvum
Lineage: Eukaryota; Fungi; Ascomycota; Eurotiomycetes; Eurotiales; Aspergillaceae
Product: YqaE/Pmp3 family membrane protein
Exons: 3
Coding region: 1-300 (99 amino acids)
Cellular component (GO): membrane
Source: RefSeq, a predicted model, not a curated record